Molecule: messenger RNA, 1404 nt
Organism: Phalaenopsis equestris
Lineage: Eukaryota; Viridiplantae; Streptophyta; Magnoliopsida; Asparagales; Orchidaceae
Product: protein IQ-DOMAIN 1
Exons: 6
Coding region: 157-1389 (410 amino acids)
Molecular function (GO): protein binding
Source: RefSeq, a predicted model, not a curated record
GCUCUUCCAGUGGAAGGCCUGGGGAGUUGAACAGUUGUCGUAACGCUUUUGCUGGCAACCGUUCGGGAAGGGAAGGGAAAAGAAGAGAAUGAGAAGAGAAUGGGCGACUGUUCGAGCUUGGAGGUCAUAAUUGUGUAAAGUCGAACUGAAGUAACCAUGGGCAUUUCUGCGAAGUGGUUUAAAUCACUUGUUGGGACUAAAAAGCAAGAAAAACUGCAAAACUUGGGAAACUGUGAGAAUGUGGGUACAAUGAAACUGCAGAAAAAUGAUGCAACAACUCACUUUUGGCAUCGAAGAAACCAUUCUGUGGAUUUUGAUACAGCUGCAACAGACUUUGUAGAGAGAACAAAUCUAUCAACAGGAGAUAUUAUCCAAACAAGUUCCAAUUCAGACACCUCUCCAGCAACGUCACUUCAUGUGCAGCUGUCUUCCCAGUCUCGUUCUGAGCCAAGCCUAAAAGAAGAAUGGGCUGCAACUGUUAUUCAAACUGCUUUUCGAGCUUUUCUGGCCAGGCGUGCAUUGCGAGCUUUGAAAGGGCUUGUUAGACUGCAGGCCCUUGUUAGGGGCCAUGCUGUUAGGAAACAAGCUGCAAUAACGCUUCGUUGUAUGCAAGCAUUGGUGAGAGUCCAAGCACGUGUCAGAGCAAGGCGAGUUCGCAUAGCCUUAGAGAAUCAGCUCGGCCAACAAACAGCUCAGCAACUGCCAGCACAAGAUGCACGUGUUAAAGAAGUAGAGGAAGGUUGGUGUGACAGUGUUGGAUCUGUUGAGGAAAUUCAAGCAAAGUUGUUAAGAAGGCAAGAAGCAGCAGCCAAACGUGAGAGAGCCAUGGCUUAUGCUCUUUCUCAUCAGUGGCAAGCUGGUUCCAGGCAGCAGAUUGUCCCUCCAGGUUAUGAACCAGAUAAAAAUAACUGGGGCUGGAAUUGGUUAGAAAGAUGGAUGGCUGUCCGUCCAUGGGAGAACCGUUUUCUUGACAUUAAUCUAAAGGAUGGAGUUAUGAUUAAUGAAAAUGAAGCAGUGGAGGUGAAGCAUGGAAACAAAUCUUUUGUGAAGCCUUCAGGGAGGAAGCCUAUUUCUUCUCUUCAUUCAAACAGUAUCAAUCAGAGAACUGUUCCGUUCCCCUCAGAUGUUUCCUCAUCAAACCGUUCUGUAAAAGUGACGGAUGCCUCCACCCUGGGAAAAAUGAAAACAUCAGCAGAAGAGGUGCCCGGAGAGGCCAGUUCUAAACCUUAUGGUUUGGUCUCACGAUCCAACAGCACUCCAAAAGAAAGGAAUCCUCAAUUUGAUUCACAGGAUAGGAAGAGAUUGUCGUUACCUGGCAAUGGUACGCGUCCAUUUAUCAUAGUAAUUUUUUUAUUAUUUCAGGAUAACAUGAAGAAAAUGUUUUUUUGAUAUUUUCUAUCAUCU